AUGGGGCGCCCGGAGGACAUCCGAGGCUCCGCCCCUGCGCCGUCGGCGAUGCCGUGCUCGCGGUGGCCCGCGCCCUGCAGCGGCAUGCCGUGCUGGCGCCGGCAGGCGGUUCGCCUGCUCCAGCCGCGCGCUCUCCGCAGAGGGCGCCCGCACGCCACCUCGGCGCUGUACCCAGCCAGGGCGCCUGGGCCCCAGGGCUGGGGCAGAGGCCGUAAGGCCUCCCCGGGCCUCGGCCCAGGAGGGACUGCGCACCAUGCCUCCACACUGGAGACCUCCGCCGAACUCCAGGGACUGCCGCAUCUCUCCUCACUCUCAGGCGCGCGCGCGCAAUGA
Messenger RNA from Prorocentrum cordatum, 333 nucleotides. The record is from the annotation of a GenBank genome assembly. NCBI's taxonomy places the organism in Eukaryota, Dinophyceae, Prorocentrales, Prorocentraceae.